Molecule: messenger RNA, 1000 nt
Organism: Zea mays
Lineage: Eukaryota; Viridiplantae; Streptophyta; Magnoliopsida; Poales; Poaceae
Exons: 8
Coding region: 166-747 (193 amino acids)
Biological process (GO): actin filament polymerization; Arp2/3 complex-mediated actin nucleation
Cellular component (GO): Arp2/3 protein complex; actin cytoskeleton
Molecular function (GO): actin filament binding
Source: RefSeq, a predicted model, not a curated record
CGGCCCAAGAAAACCGGCCCAGGAGAGGCCCCGUGGUCACGCAUCAGGCCUGCUGCUUGUCUCGUUCACUCCUGCGUGAUCUCUCUCCCUUCCGGCGACGCCUGGGCCACCGCCGCGGCCGCCCUACGCCAGGUGCCCAGGUUCUCGUCCGGCUCUUCGCCGGCGAUGAGCACCCACCAGGCCAAUACGCUGCGGUUGUACCUCACCUGCAUCCGGAACACUCUGGAGGCGGCGAUGUGCCUCCAGAAUUUCCCUUGCCAAGAAGUCGAGAGGCACAACAAACCGGAGGUGGAGCUCAAGACAAGCCCUGAACUUCUGCUGAAUCCGGUACUGAUAUGCCGCAACGAAGCAGAAAAAUGCUUGAUAGAGACUUCAAUCAACUCCAUACGAAUAAGCAUGAAGGUUAAGCAGGCAGAUGAAUUGGAGAACAUUCUUGCCAAGAAGUUCCUUAGGUUUUUGUCAAUGAGGGCAGAGGCAUUCCAAGUGUUGAGGAGAAAACCGGUUCAGGUUUCCAACUUAACGUUGAUUACCUUGAGCAGUGUUUUAUGUACUAAACAUGAACUACCUGGCUAUGAUAUCAGUUUCCUGAUAACAAACUACCAUUGUGAGGACAUGCAUAAGCACAAGCUCAUAGAUUUCAUCGUGCAAUUUAUGGAGGAUAUUGACAAGGAGAUCAGCGAGCUGAAGCUGUCAGUAAACACUCGUGGCCGGCUAGUGGCCACUGAAUUCUUGAAGCAGUUCUUAUGACUCGGCCAUGGCCGUAGUCAGUGUUGAUUAUCAUGGCCUGCAACUAAGCUGCCGUUCUGCAACAGCUUUAAGUUUUUUUUUAUACGACAGCUCUUGUAAAUGCCUUGCCAAAGAUGCAUUCGUGGCCCUGGGCCACCUGAUUAACAGCUGACAAUUGCAGUAUCAGGACGCACAUAGCGCUCUGAGAUUGUUCAUGUGAUCAAUUCCUGUGUUUUUUAAUUAUUCUUUCAUUUGCAAGGCCUUCAUUGUUUUU